Molecule: messenger RNA, 1576 nt
Organism: Cotesia glomerata
Lineage: Eukaryota; Metazoa; Arthropoda; Insecta; Hymenoptera; Braconidae
Product: protein mab-21
Exons: 1
Coding region: 241-1338 (365 amino acids)
Source: RefSeq, a predicted model, not a curated record
UGCUCGGUUAGUCUUGAAUCAGCUUCAGCACCGAGAUCAGCUCUUGCGGCUUAACCUCAGGACUUUCUGAUCGGUAUUUUUUAACAAAAUGUGCAGUGGUUGAGUUAUAAUGUGCUGUGAAAUCAAUAACUGAACCAUCAAUCAUCAAUCACUGACCAUCAACCGUCAAUUGAUCAUCAAAAUUAGGUUAUUAGUUUUAAAUUUCUUGCAAAAAUAGCUCCGGUCAGUGAAAUUUCAAAGAUGUUGGUGCCAGCGGAUAUGCUGGCCUCGCAUUCUAAGAUGGUCUAUCAAAUAAACAAGUAUUUUGGCGAACGAGUUAUGUCCCGCAAGACCCAAGUCGCGAAAACCAUCCAAGAAGUCUGCCGGGUGGUCCAAGACGUGCUUAAAGAAGUUGAAGUCCAAGAACCGAGGUUCAUUUCUUCUUUAACGGACUACAACGGGAGAUUUGAUGGCCUGGAUGUCAUUUCCCCGACAGAAUUCGAAAUAGUGAUUUACCUGAACCAAAUGGGAGUUUUGAAUUUUGUCGACGACGGAACUUUGCCAGGCUGCGCGGUUCUCAAGCUGAGCGACGGAAGAAAGCGGUCCAUGUCCCUUUGGGUUGAAUUUAUCACAGCUUCUGGGUAUUUAUCGGCUAGGAAGAUCAGGUCCCGGUUCCAAACUUUGGUGGCUCAGGCCUGCGACAAGUGUGCCUAUCGGGAUUCGGUCAAGAUGAUAGCAGACACGACUGAAGUUAAACUGAGGAUCAGAGAAAGAUAUGUCGUUCAAAUCACUCCGGCUUUCAAGUGUGCAGGACUUUGGCCACGGUCUGCUUCUCAUUGGCCAAUUCCGCAGAUUCCGUGGCCGCAUCCUAAUAUUGUUGCUGAAGUUAAGGCAGAAGGGUUUGACAUGUUGUCCAAGGAGUGCAUUGGGCUUCAGGGAAAACAAUCUGCGAUGGAAGGCGAUGCUUGGGCGCUUUCUUUUAUUGAUGCAGAAAAUCGGCUGCUUCAAGGCGCGAGUAGAAGAAGAUGCUUAAGUAUCUUGAAGACUCUCAGGGACCGGCAUCUGGAUCUUCCGGGAAAUCCGGUUACUAGUUAUCAUAUGAAGACUCUUUUAUUGUAUGAGUGUGAAAAGCAUCCUCAUGAAGCUGAGUGGGAUGAAAGCUGUCUUGGUGAUAGAAUCAAUGGGAUUUUUCUUCAGUUAAUUUCUUGUCUUCAAUGUCGGAGAUGUCCACACUAUUUUUUGCCGAAUUUGGAUUUGUUUAAGGGAAAAACUCCGACCGGGCUUGAAAAUGCGGCAAAACAGGUCUGGAGACUCACAAGGGAACUUUUGACUAAUACUAGGGCUUUGGAGAAACUUUAGUGAUAUUAUUAUUGAUGGAGAUAAUCGAUUGAUUUGUUUAUUUGUGAUGUGAAAAUCUGUAAGUGCCAUAUUUAUUAUUUUAAACGGUAAAUGGCAUUUAUGUUAUGUUUAUGUGAUGACUUUUAUAAUGGCAUUUAAGUUUGGUAAUUUUUUUAUUUUUAAUUUAAGUGUAUUUAAUUAAUUAUUUAAAGAAGAAAAAGAGUUAUUAUUAUUAUUCAUUGAUGACUUUUGUAAAUUU